AUGGAUCUUAAGGCAAGCAUUUCUAUAUUUCUGGUCCUGUGCAUGGCGUGGGGUGCCCACGGCGAGGUCAACUGCACCGCAACGGGCAUCGGUCGCUUCGCGGACACCAGUGACACCACCUGCCAGAACUACACAUUAUGUGUUCUGGACACCACCACGAACACCUACUCUUCGUACAACUACACCUGCCCGACCACCUCCGUGUUUAACCCCAACACUGCCCAAUGCACGGCUGCCAGCAACUACAACUGUAGUUCUUCAGCAGUCUGCACCGCCGAUGGCUACGUCGCAGACCCUGACGUCACAGAUUGCUCCUCCUACAUCGAAUGCGUCGAAAUCGAUGGAACCUUCACAGAGACCACCUACACCUGCCCCGAUAGCACUUACUUCAACCCAGACACUACUAAUUGUGAAUCAGAUUAUGAGUGCACUACUUCUACAGACUUUUCUUGCACCACCGCUGGGAGAUUCGCUAACUCAACGGACACCACAUGUCAGACGUAUUACUUAUGUGUAGAGGCCACUGACGGAAGUUAUACUCAGUAUAACUACACCUGCCCCACGACCUCAGUAUUCAAUCCGACGACCAAAGUGUGCACUACUAGUUAUACCUGCACUACAACCUAAACAGCGGUGUUCGAGUUCUUAGUUUUGGGUAAAAUAUUGCCUAAUUGUAAACGCAAAUAAAAAUAUUUGUUAGUAGAA
Pectinophora gossypiella (pink bollworm) is the source of this 705-nucleotide messenger RNA. RefSeq lists its product as uncharacterized. The record is from RefSeq and is a predicted model, not a curated record. The transcript has 2 exons. Lineage: Eukaryota; Metazoa; Arthropoda; Insecta; Lepidoptera; Gelechiidae. Gene Ontology annotation, molecular function: chitin binding. The coding region runs from base 1 to 627 and encodes 208 amino acids. Gene Ontology annotation, cellular component: extracellular region.